Stylophora pistillata is the source of this 1342-nucleotide messenger RNA. RefSeq names its product somatostatin receptor type 5-like. Gene Ontology annotation, cellular component: plasma membrane. Gene Ontology annotation, molecular function: G protein-coupled receptor activity. Gene Ontology annotation, biological process: G protein-coupled receptor signaling pathway. Lineage: Eukaryota; Metazoa; Cnidaria; Anthozoa; Scleractinia; Pocilloporidae. The record is from RefSeq and is a predicted model, not a curated record.
UCAGCAGUUUAGAAAGUGCCACUUUAACAGUACAAUGCCAUCCCCUACCACACCCAUGAUAAGAGAACAAAAAUCAAUCAUUCGUAUUGAAAGGAAAACUUCUUUCAGAGGAUGGAGACUACUUUACCAGUAAUAUUCGGAGUAAUAUAUUUCUUGGAAGGACUGUUGGCCCUUCUGGGUAAUAUUUUCACCAUCUUUGUUUUCUGGAAGCAUCGAGCGGAGUUGAAACGAACUUCAUAUCUUCUGGUGAAUUUGGCUUUUGCAGAUGUGUUAGUGGCAAUCAGUAUAUUAAUCGCUUUGGGCUGCGAAGUGCGAAACCUGGCUGAAGGCAAUUAUUAUAUGGUAAAGCAAUGGCAAUUUAUCUUUUUCAUGAUUUGGGACACGCUCUGUGAAACAACCUCACUGCUGAGUUUAUUAGUGAUAUCAUUCGAGCGACUCUACGCAGUUCGCUGGCCUUUCCGUCAUCGCACUUUGAGCACCAGAACCUAUAUCUACACUCUCUUCUUUGUGUGGGUUAUUGCUGUACUUAUCCUUGCGUUUAUUUGUCUUUCGUUGGCCUUUGUUGAACAUAGUAGAGUGAUUUAUACUGUUGCUCCCUUUCUUUCCUCGUUGGUCUUGAUUCUCAUCUGUGUAGGAUAUUUCCUUAUUUACCUACAAACAAAACAGAAUAUUCCUGACGGAUUCCACCAGAGUCGCAUACAGCAAAACAAGAAAUUGAGCAAGACUCUCUGCAUUGUCACGUUUUCCUCCCUCGCCUGUUGGUUUCCUUCUAUCGUCAUAGCUCUAGCUAUCGAUUACACAAAGUACUACACUGCGAAUUCAUUGAACCUAACUCACUCGUCACAUAAUCUUAUUCGUUUCUUCAAAGUCAUGCAAUACGGGAACUCCCUUGUCAAUCCCAUAGUUUAUAGCUUUCGAAUGCCCUUGUUCAAGUCAGAAAUCAAGGAGUGCUUGAUUAAAAUCUUUGGGGCAAGGGAAGCAGUCAUCGGUGCAGAUCAACAAAUAGGUGUACGCUCUAAGCCAAGCAAACAGAAAGUUAUUGAUUUAGACGAUACGAAACUAUAAUGCCUUUAUGCAAGCAUUUUAUCUCGUUUAGAAAACAGUGAAGUUACUGGGUUCUCAGAAUGAACCCGUUGAUAGAAAAAAGUGCCAGUGAUAUCAAUUUAUAUGAAACAUCGCAUCCGUGUUUUAUUCUGUUCUGUUUAACAACGAAAAGCCAGUCCAAGAGACGUGCAAAAAGAGAGACUAUAACAGCUGAGUAGUUAGAACAUCAGUACCAUCCUGUAGAUAGACUGAGGAGGACGUGUGUGACAAACACUCCUGUGAAACUAAUGUAUUCGAA